AAUUGGCAUGUUUCGAAGUUCAUAACUUUGCAAAUAUGAUACGUAAAUAUCAUAAAAUCGUUUUACACUGUAUUGCUAUUCAACCUUUUAAUGUUUAUUAGGUUGAGUUUUUUUUGCUUAGCUCGCCCCAUAUGAAGCGAUUUCAGAUGAUUUCAUACGUAGAAAAAAUUAUUAAAUCUUAUAUUCGAACUUCUCCUCCCACAACUGGCUCGUUUCUAUAAGUUUUUCACACGCUGAGUAGCUCAUUCUUAUACACAAUUUGAAGUGCUUUAUAUGAUUAUUUAAAAAAAAUCAAACUUCCGAUUUUGCAAUUAAAUUCCAAAAUAAGAAUUAAAAAUAGGCAAGAUAUCAAAAUCAAAACUUUAAAAAAAUGUAAAGUUCAAAAUUUAGGGAAUUGCUUCAAAUGGUAAAUUAUUUAAGCAAAAAAAACUCAAGCUAAACGCGCGUUGAGAAUUUGAACACGAAAUACAGUGUAUAACGUAUUUUGUCGAUAAUGGCGGUAGGACGAGUUGCAGGAACAGGAAAUAUCGGAUAUUCGUCAAACUUUCGCGGCGGUGGUCGAUCCUACCAUGGUGGAAUUAAUGAGGAAAUAAUAUGGAUAAGCAUUGGAAUGGCUAUAACAAUAGGUAUAUUAAUCACAUUGGCUCUUUUGUAUCUGGCCUACGAGAAGUGUCAAAAGCGACGUAACCAUUAUAUACACGCCUAAGUCUUCAAAAGCAAUACUGAGCGUAUGGACCAACAAAACCAGCAACAAUCUUCUUCAUUGAACCUAUGUAUAUAUAUUUAUUAUUUUAUCUUUUAAAACAAUUUUAAGCACCUUACUGUCAGAACAAAGGCACUAUUGUUAAGGUUUAAAGAUGGGUAUAUUUUAUUGAUUGAUAAAUAAAUAAACCAUAAAAUGGGUGUUUCAAUCAAAGGUGCAUUAUUCAA
Uranotaenia lowii is the source of this 930-nucleotide messenger RNA. RefSeq lists its product as uncharacterized. The record is from RefSeq and is a predicted model, not a curated record. The transcript has 4 exons. The coding region runs from base 494 to 706 and encodes 70 amino acids. Lineage: Eukaryota; Metazoa; Arthropoda; Insecta; Diptera; Culicidae.